This is a messenger RNA of Fukomys damarensis (Damara mole-rat), 1955 nucleotides long. RefSeq names its product JRK like (gene Jrkl). The transcript has 2 exons. The record is from RefSeq and is a predicted model, not a curated record. Gene Ontology annotation, cellular component: nucleus. Gene Ontology annotation, molecular function: DNA binding. Bases 344 to 1918 code for a protein of 524 amino acids. NCBI's taxonomy places the organism in Eukaryota, Metazoa, Chordata, Mammalia, Rodentia, Bathyergidae.
GCGUCUUCCGGGAGCCUGCGCUGAGGGGAGGAGCGGCUGGCGUGCGGCAGUCAUAGAACUGUGCAGGGUCCUGGUUGCAACUGAGAUUAUCCGUGGUGAAUUGGGGCCUCCUCUACUGCACAUCUGAGUUAAAGGCCUACAGCCUCAAACUUCCUCUUUCACCUUCCUCCGAAGUCUCUUUGCCAGCCAAGCCCAGCUGGGGAGGGGGUCAGGGCCAUCAGGAUGCUGUGAAGGUCAGAAGAUUGAGUGUGUUAAGACUUUGUUAAAGUGAGUCAAAGAAAGAGAAAGAAGGAGCCUGUGGAUUACCACAGCAUAAGUGUGAGGGAAGUCCCAGAACCUCACUAUGUCAGGGAAACGGAAGCGUGUGGUGUUGACUAUUAAAGAUAAGCUCGAUAUAAUAAAGAAACUCGAAGAUGGAGGUUCUUCCAAACAGCUGGCAGUGAUUUAUGGAAUUGGUGAAACAACAGUUCGGGAUAUCAGGAAAAAUAAAGAAAAGAUUAUAACUUAUGCAAGCAGUUCUGAUUCUACAAGUCUUCUGGCCAAGAGGAAAUCUAUGAAGCCAUCCAUGUAUGAGGAACUGGAUAAAGCAAUGCUGGAGUGGUUCAACCAGCAGAGAGCAAAAGGGAAUCCCAUAUCUGGACCGAUUUGUGCAAAAAGAGCAGAGUUCUUUUUUUAUGCUUUGGGAAUGGAUGGUGAUUUUAACCCCUCAGCUGGUUGGCUAACGCGUUUUAAGCAGCGGCACAGCAUUAGAGAAAUUAACAUUAGAAAUGAAAGAUUAAAUGGAGAUGAGACUGCUGUGGAAGAUUUUUGUAACAACUUUCGAGAUUUUAUUGAACAAGAGAAUUUAGAGCCUGAACAAAUCUACAAUGCAGAUGAAACUGGACUGUUUUGGAAGUGUCUGCCUUCCAGGACUUCAGUAAUCAAAGGUAAAUGUAUUGUUCCUGGGCACAAGCCAAUUCAAGAAAGAGUUACUAUCAUGUGUUGUGCCAAUGCAACAGGCUCACACAAGCUUAAACUUUGUGUUGUGGGCAAAGCAAAGAAACCCCGAUCCUUCAAGUCAACUGACACUUUAAACCUGCCAGUAUCCUAUUUCAGCCAAAAAGGUGCAUGGAUGGAUCUUUCUGUUUUUAGACAAUGGUUUGAUAAGAUCUUUGUUCCACAGGUUCGGGAGUACUUAAGAUCCAAAGGUUUGCAAGAAAAAGCUGUGCUUUUGUUGGACAAUUCACCAACACAUCCAAAUGAAAAUGUCCUGCGUUCAGAUGAUGGUCAAAUAUUUGCUAAAUAUUUACCACCUAAUGUGGCUUCAUUGAUUCAGCCCUUGGAUCAGGGCGUCAUAGCAACAAUGAAGAGAAACUAUCGUGCAGGUCUUCUCCAGAAAAACCUGGAAGAAGGUAAUGACUUAAAAUCAUUCUGGAAGAAGCUAACUCUGCUGGAUGCACUUUAUGAAAUAGCAAUGGCAUGGAACUUAGUAAAACCGAUUAUUAUUAGCAGGGCUUGGAAGCAAAUUCUUCCUACCAUAGAGGAGAAAGAAAGCAUGGACUUUGAUUAUGAAGAUAUUUCUGUGGCUACUGUGGCCACCAUUUUACAACAUACCAAAGGACUGGAAAAUGUGACUACUGAAAACAUUGAAAAAUGGCUUGAAGUAGACAGUACUGAACCAGGUUAUGAAGUGUUAACUGAUAGUGAAAUCAUCAGAAGAGCACAAGGCCAGACAGAUGAAUCUAGUGAAAAUGAAGAGGAAGAAAUAGAAUUAAUUCCAGAGAAACAUAUAGAUCACACAGCUGCUCUCCAAUGGACUGAAAAUUUGUUGGAUUAUUUAGAACAACAAGGUGAUAUGAUUCUACCUGAUAGACUGGUGAUACGUAAACUUAGAGCCACCAUCAGAAAUAAACAAAAGCUGACAAACCCAAGUCGGUAAUGGAAUUUUAAUCAUUGUUUUGGUAAUUAAGUUUAUU